Molecule: messenger RNA, 1174 nt
Organism: Argiope bruennichi
Lineage: Eukaryota; Metazoa; Arthropoda; Arachnida; Araneae; Araneidae
Gene: geminin
Product: geminin-like
Exons: 8
Coding region: 183-989 (268 amino acids)
Biological process (GO): regulation of DNA replication
Source: RefSeq, a predicted model, not a curated record
GACUGUAACCAUAUCAACACUUGAAGUCAAAGAUCUGCAGUGGCGCUUUGUUUAAUUCGGAUUUUAUAUCUCUUCGCGAUUUCUUUAUUUAUUUGUUCCUAAACAUCAAAAUUUUAGUAAUAAAUUGUAUUAUCGUACGAAAAGUAUUGGUGAGAAUCUAGUCGAGCGAAGGAAGUCUGAAUAUGAGCCGUUUAUUAAUGUCGGAAUCACCAGCCCUUACCAAAUUAAGAAAUAACAAGUCUAAAAGAGUGCUGCAAGUGUUGCAAGUUUCAGCUACUGAUAAGGAUUUGCUUGUUUCUCCGAACUUAAUGAGUGGAAAUGGAAAGAAACCGGCUGAAUCUCGAAAGAAAACUGAAGUUUAUGAGGAUGGACUAUUAAGUAAAGAAAAUACACCUGUUGUGCCUACUGUUAGACGAUCGAAAAGAAAAAAUAUGGUUUCACAAGAACAAGUUAAGAAAAUGACAUCCAAGGAAGGAACAGAAACAAAGGAGUCCUCUAAUAAAGUAUCAAAGGUUACAAAACCCAAAAAGACUUCUUCAAGAAAGAAUAAAAAGCAAAGUACUGUUGAUUCAAAACAAUCAAAAAUGGAUUCAUUCAUUGCUACUUGUUCUACUUCAAAUACAAUUUUUGAAUCAAAUCUAGAAUUUGUUGGAAGCCCUGUUGAUAAUGAUAUGCAAUUGCAGCAAUCUAAAAAUUCUGUGGAAGUUACUAUUAGUACAAGUAGUGCUCUUACUUCAGCUGCAUCAUUGCAAGAUUCUAAGGACUUGGGAAAUGCUAUCAGUCCAAGUAUGCUUACCUCUGAUAACCCGCCAGAUAGUUAUUGGAAAAUGCUGGCCGAAGAGAGAAGAAUUGCUUUAGAACAAGCACUCUGUGAAAAUGAGCAGCUAUAUGAUCAAAUACAAGUCCUUGAAACUGAAAAUAGUCAACUGAAAAGUUGCUUAAAAGAAGCUGAAAAAUUAGCUGAAGUAUUAAGACAAGCACUUGAUUAGUGCUAUUCUCCAAGAAAAUGGAUUGUGAUGUAACUAUGCAUUUGACUAGAUGAAGCUUGUUCUUUGCAUAUUCUGAAUAGAUAUAUAUAUAUAUAUUAUGUGUGUUUGUAAUGUUUUUGUUUAAAAAAAAUACUUUUUGUAUGAUGUUAAUAUAACAUUUUUCUGUAAAACCAUGCUUUUUAAAA